AUGAAAUACUCACUACUCUGGUCAGCCACACUUGUGCUUCUGUCAUCAGGUCUCUGUCAUGGAGCUGGUUUCGUCACUGUUGACGUCCUUCACGGGAUAACAGGAGGGAGCGUGACCUUCACAACAUCUGUGAAACCGACCGCAGAGCCGUUCCUGGCACUGACCUGGGGCUUCAACGGCACCACCAAUGUGAUCACUUCCACCACUGCGGACGUUGUGGGACAAGGCUACGAGAACCGGGUUGAAGUGAAUAAAUCCACUGGAUCUCUGGUGCUGAGACAUCUGACAGAGAAAGACAGCGGAGAAUACGAGUUGAUGAUCAUCCCAAAUGGAGGAGAGCAGAUUCAAGGAACUGCCAAGCUGGAAGUAUUGAAUGGACCUGACAGACCGAUAAUCGAUCAGACGCCAAUCGAAGCAGAGAUGGAGGAGAGGGUCACUCUGAGGUGCUCUGCUGACUCGCUGCCAAGGGCGACUUACUACUGGAGAUUCAAACACAUGCUGAUAUACGGGCCUGUGCACUUCAUCCACGAGAUGGAAGAGAGGCACCUGGGGAAGUACACCUGCACCGCCCAAAACUCUGUCACUGGUCUGGAGACCUCUGAGGUCCACAAACUGCAUGGUACUUGAGCUCUCUUUCUCUCUUUCACAUGCCCUGCAUCUGUUUGUAGAGUAAUGUCUUUCUUUUUCUGAUCCAGACUCAUCCACUACCAUCAGUGGGUCUAUUUCCACAAUGGUUUGCACUGUCCUGAGCUUGGUGGGACUCAUGUUGAU
Molecule: messenger RNA, 771 nt
Organism: Limanda limanda (common dab)
Lineage: Eukaryota; Metazoa; Chordata; Actinopteri; Pleuronectiformes; Pleuronectidae
Product: carcinoembryonic antigen-related cell adhesion molecule 20-like
Exons: 3
Coding region: 1-627 (208 amino acids)
Biological process (GO): heterophilic cell-cell adhesion
Cellular component (GO): cell surface
Source: RefSeq, a predicted model, not a curated record